This is a messenger RNA of Arctia plantaginis, 1194 nucleotides long. The record is from the annotation of a GenBank genome assembly. NCBI's taxonomy places the organism in Eukaryota, Metazoa, Arthropoda, Insecta, Lepidoptera, Erebidae.
AUGUUACCUAAGAUGAAGUUUGAUUGGGUUUUGCUAUUUUGGUUCCUCAGAGAAGUAGUAGCUCAAGACAAUAAUUGUAACUAUUAUCAAAACGUAGCCCCAACAAGGACUGCUAACAUAUUGAGUCCAAAUUAUCCUAGCAACUACCGUCCUGGAAUUAUGUGUCGGUGGAUCGUCGACUGUCCUACAGGAUAUAACUGUCGUCUGGAUUGUCCUGAAAUUUCUUUACCCCCGUCCACCAGCUGUAUGCUGGAUAGGCUGUUGGUGUCAAAGAGCGGAGAUUCACAGCUAGCAGCAGCAGAUACAUACUGUGGCAAAAGGACACUUUCCGUUGUGUCUACACGCCAGAGGAUAGUUUUAGGUCUCAUUACAACUGCAAACUCGAAUGGAGGCAGAUUCAUGUGUCAAGUGUCAGCACAGCCAGUCAACCUGACCACGAAUUGCAGCUGUGGACUGAGAAGACGGAACCGCAUUGUUGGUGGCAAAGAAACCGGCAUUAACGAAUACCCAAUGAUGGUCGGUAUUGUAGACGCAAGGAUCAUUCAAAUCAAGUGUGGUGCAACCAUCAUAUCGCGUCGGUAUGUGCUGACCGCUGCACACUGUCUGACCGGUCUUAUCCCAGAGCAGACUGCAAUUCUCGUUGGGGAGCACAAUGUAUCUAGCAAUGAUUCACCAGCAACGAAAGGCUACAGAGUUGCCAGUUUUAUCCCACAUUCUCAAUACUCUGAUUCUAAUUACGACUACGACAUAGCGCUAAUAAGAGCAAGAGAAGCAAUUGAGUUCAGUGAUCGUGUCGGACCUGUUUGUCUACCCUUCAAAUUCGAAAACGAUGAUUUCUACGGCAAAAAAGUCACGGUUCUAGGUUGGGGUACAAUCUUCGUUGGUGGUCCAGUCUCAUCAGUAUUGCUUGAGGCGGAUCUGGAUGUGAUAAGUCAGACAGAGUGCAAGUAUAAAGAACCGUCAGUCACAAAUCGACAAAUAUGCACAUUCACACGAGGGAAAGAUGCGUGCCAGGAUGAUUCUGGCGGUCCUCUUUUGUAUACGGAUCCACAGACUGCUCUACUCUUUGUAGUGGGUAUUGUGAGUAGUGGGCGCUCCUGUGCGACUGGCGAUUUCCCCGGUAUAAAUACCAGAGUGACUGCCUUCCUUAAUUGGAUCGUCACCACAACACAAGAUAACUUCUGCCCUAAAUAA